Molecule: messenger RNA, 946 nt
Organism: Humulus lupulus (European hop)
Lineage: Eukaryota; Viridiplantae; Streptophyta; Magnoliopsida; Rosales; Cannabaceae
Product: vacuolar protein-sorting-associated protein 37 homolog 1
Exons: 7
Coding region: 145-840 (231 amino acids)
Biological process (GO): protein targeting to vacuole; protein targeting to membrane; ubiquitin-dependent protein catabolic process via the multivesicular body sorting pathway
Cellular component (GO): ESCRT I complex
Source: RefSeq, a predicted model, not a curated record
AAUUCAAACAUUAUUAAUAUCAAAGAAAAUUAAUUCAAUUAAAUUUAAAUUUAGUGCCCUUCUUCCUUCGAUUCUCAUCACUUUCCUUCCAUUCCAAGGCUUUCGAUUCUCCAUCUGAGUCAACUCACCGGAGCUCCUCCAAUCAUGUUCAGAUUUUGGGGAUCACAGGAGCAACAGUCUCAGCCCCAUCAACAAGAUAGCUCUACACAGUCCUGGUAUCCUCCAUCUGUUAGCUCCCCGAGUUCAUCUCGCCCUGAAACACCUAGGACCAUGUCUUCCAGCAGCUUCAGUUCACAAAGGCCUACUGACAGGCCACAGUCUCCGGCACAUGUUUCACCUGCUGAAGCAGCAGGUAUAAUUGCUGUCCUGAAGGAUAAAAGUGUUGAUGAGUUGCGGAAGCUUUUGUCUGACAAGGAUGCAUACCAUCAGUUCCUGUUGUCCCUGGAUCAGGUUAAAAUUCAAAACAAUCUACGAGAUGAACUCCGGAAAGAAACUCUGCAGUUAGCAAGAGAAAACUUGGAAAAGGAGCCACGUAUUAUGGAGCUCAGAAACCAGUGCAGAAUUAUCAGAACCACCGAACUGGCUACUGCUCAGGAGAAAUUAAAUGAACUAGAGAGGCAAAAGGAAGAAACGUUAAAGCUCUGUUCUCCUGCUUCCCUCUUUCAAAGGCUUAAAGAAGCGAUGAACAAGGUGGACGAAGAAUCUGAAACGCUGCACGAGCAGCUCCUUGAAAAGGAGAUUGAUAUUGGAGCUUUUGUGCAGAAAUACAAAAAGCUCCGCACUACCUAUCACAAAAGAGCACUCAUUCACCUUUCAGCUAGAACAAAUACAGUUAGUUAAACUGGUUGUGACUGUACACUUUUGAAUAAUUUGGGAUUUGCUUUUUUCAAACAAAUCAAUGAACUAUAAAUCUCUCCUUUUUUGGAGAGGAGUGAUUGGAGGGUAA